CACGACCGUGUUUUGGCCGACGCGCGCGGGCGUGUUUUUAACACGGGGCAAAACACGGGCGAGCAAAAGCAAAACACGGCUAUGUCUGCGAUAGUGUUUUUCCUAGAAUCGGGUUUUUUAGGCAGAUUGAAGCCAAAGGAAAGGGAGAGCUGGGUUUUGGAUCCCAGACACCCAAGGGACGAACCGAAGAGAGAGAGGGCGAUUUGAGGGCAUUCUAAGAGUGGAAUUGGAGGAUUUCUUUUCCUUGGAAGCACGAGGAACAAGCCCGGACUUGAAGGCUGAUCAUCUGAAGAUUCUUACUGCAGUCUCUCUCUUCUAUAUGGAGUAACUUCCCUUCACUUAGGUUUUGAGGAACCCUAGCUAUGUUUGUUUGAUUGGAUGAUUUUAUGAGUACUCUGACUUGAUAACCUUGAGUUCAUAUUCAAUCUAUGCAUGUUUUCAUGAUUCAAUUCUGCUUUAGUCGAGAUUAUUGAUUCUGCUUUGAUCCUAUGAGAGCGAAUACCUGAUUAGGUCAAUAGAGCACCAUAGAUUGAUAAUAUUGGAUUUAUUGCUUUAGUCGAAGGUUGAUUCACUGCUUUUUAUCAAUUGAGAACCUCUAUUGAUAGAGGGAGUCUAGUUCAGAACGCCUUGAUCGGUUGUUCUAGAGAAGGAUACGUCUCUCUAGGCAAUUGACUCAAGAGGGCCUUAUUCCUUUAGUCGAGACUCGAGGUCUAGUCAAGGAUUCUCCGCAUUGUGAAUGAAAGUGAAACAUGUUAGAGAUCAUCAAUCAUUAAUCUGGCUAGUGGCUAGGGGGAAUCAUACCUAAGUGAGUUCCCAACCUGUAAUUAGAUUAACUUUAACUGUAGUUUGCUAGAGUAGUUUUAGUUCUUUCAUCUUAAUCUGGUUUGCUAGAUAAUGAACUGAAGCUGAGUAAUAGUAACUCUAGAGACCCGUGGAUUCAAUAUUUAUUACUUGAGCCACUAUACUGCAGUCCCUUCCAUUGGUUACACUUGGCCAUUGUUAGGAGUUGUGUCAUAGCGAGUCAGUUCUAUUCCACCUUCCACCACUACCCGGGACAAGCAGGAGAGCACGCCAAAGCCAUUCACUUCACCCUUGGCGGGGGAGGAUCACUCCCUCAGUUAUGACAAUUUUUCCUGGGCCCUGGACCUUCUCCCUCCAGUUGCUUGCUACCUUGCCAUCAAGUUGUCGGAUACUCCUCCCUUCUCGGACUAGCAUUUUUUUUUUGAGUGGAUAUGCCUACCGGAGGCCGCGGGCGCUGUGUUUCAACCUGGCCAGACCAAGGCUACCCACCUCCAUCCUAAAUGGCACAUUAUCAACUAGUUGUUGGGAAAGUCCUACGCACCCAGUAAGGGCUCCGCCAGUCACCUCCAGCUUUGCACUCUAUCUUUCCUACUCUCGUUGAUCCAGGAGGAAGAACAUCAGCACUAGGCUUCUGUCAUUGCUAGGACAAUCGCCAAAGCUAUUGCAUGCGGUCGUGCUCUUGUUUGUGGUCCUGUGAUCACUACUCUGUCUCGAUAAUACGAGAUCGACCUGACCGGCUUCACUAUGGUCCAGGAACCUACACCCUUCAACUGGGAGACUCUCCGAUACCAGCUCUUGCUCCAAAACCAUAGGGACAUGACGUGGAUCAAAGGGCUUCCUCGCCCUCCCCCUCAUGCCCUAGAUGCGGCCGACCUUCCUGAGGCAAGUGAUACCAAAGCUCGACAUGGGCCUCUUCGUCCGUCCCGCCAUGCUCACGUGCCGGCCAGUACUUCUACAACCGCCCUUGAGGUGCCCGACCCCUCCCACUCGAUUGCUGAUCAAAUGGCCGCCAUCGCUCGUUAGAAUGCGUUGAUUGUCAUGGGUCAGGCUGAUCUUCAUCGCCGUCUCAACCAUGAGCGGGAUGGUUGUCUCCGCAUCAUGUCGGCCAGCACUACAUGAUGCACUAUCUUGGCAUGAACUCAGUUGUUGUUCAGUACCCCUGGGUGGCUUCCCUAGGGCAUGAGUAUAACUACCCCCCUCCUAUUGGCGAUGGAGGCGAUGACUGCUAGGUUGGCUCCGAUCAAUCCCCCCUGGGAUUCUGGGUUGUGUGUUUUUCUUUCUUUUCAGACUCAGACUCUUUUGUCGAUUUUUCUUUUCUUUUGUUUCUCUUUUGGAUUGUGCAAAUGGAACUAUGGUCUAUUUUCUCUACCACCCAGUAUGUUUUGAUGACUAUAGCUCUAUGCCUUUGGACUGGUCCCCUUCCAGUCUCCUGUUCCUGACUGGUCCACUCUCUAGUUGUCGCCUUCGGUCUUCCUUUCCCGGUAACAUCAUUCCCCUUUCCUCUACUCCAUUGAGGGAAAUGUCAAUCUUAAGUUUGGGGGUGCUUUGUGCUUAUCGGAAGUUUUUGUGUGCUUGGAGCCUAGUCCACUCUCCAAAUCUCGAGAUUUGAGGGCUCCAAGUACUGAUGUUUGCAUGACAUAUUGGCAUUGUGGUUUAUGUGGUGAAUCAAUUUGUUGUUAGCAUUGAUGCAAUAUAACUUGUUUGUGACUAAGACAACCUAUAAUGAUGACUUUGACGUGUAGUAGAGUUGUGUAGGGGUUCAGCUUUUCAACUGUUUGCUUACCAACUGCUACUUGGAUUGAUCACUCAUUUUCUACAGUUGUUUAUACAUUUAGUUUAGGGAAUCAGAAUGAGAGAUAGAGCAUAUAGGUAGCCAUGUGAGAUUUGAGUCUGCUCGUUUCUUUCUUGUACGAUAGAUCCCACUUCCAUGAUGUGUAGCAUUCACGUUGCACUUAUUAUGAUGAUGGAAACAUAGGAUUAACCCACGACCAAAUUGAUUGUCCUGGUGUGUCAUACCCCCUAGUCAGUCCCUUUGAGCAGUGUAACUUUAUUUAGUUGUGUCUACAAGAAAAAUCACCCUUAUGCAUCUCUUAGAGGUUCCACGGAGUGGUUUUUGCAUGUUUUCUGCUAUUUUUUGCUAGAACUAAAGUGAGGGUUGGAGGCAAUUCCUAAAGGUUGGGCAUGUACGUGCAAGGAUAAAAAGAAUGUAUCAAAAGUGGUAGUUCUCUAAAAAAUUCAAAAGAAAAAUAAAUGAAAGCAAAAGAGAGCCACCACGAUAAUCUGAAUCAUGCUCAUUAAAUAGUGUUUCUUAGCAGCCUGGCUUGGAAAUACUAACAUGUUGUGACUCUUUCACUCUUGUGCUCUAAAGAACUUGAUUAAUGCAGAAUAGCAGAGAGAAAGUAAAUGGUUUGAAUGAAUGUUGUUGUGAUGCUUUUAAAACAGUGGAACCUUGUGUCAUGAAUUCUUCCACCACCUAAAAAGCCUUUUCCCCAUGUCCAAGACCCUAGCCAAUCAUCAGAACAUGUGUCUAAGACCUCCGGACAAGUUAGUGGUGACACCUUAUAUGUGAACUCUAGCAUUUAGAGGCUACCGCCAUGGUGAAGAGACGUUAGGGAUUGAGAGUACGAGUAUGCAUACAUCUUGCAUCAAAUUUUGUCCUCAUCCCACUGGUCGAGAGUGAGUGAUUCAAUUUUUCACAUAUUAUAUACCCCUGGUGAGGACCUAGAUUGUUCGGUCUUGAUUUUGAUGUCUUGAAUUUGAUGCAUGAGGUGACUGCUUUUAGUGAGUGGUUGAGUCAAGUCUAUAUUGGUCGAUGAACGGAAGGGAGACUCUUCCUUUACAUGAUUUUGCUGCACUCGAAUGUCAUCUAUGGUGGUUUUUUAGGUUGUUAUUGUUUUUGUUCAUGUUUUGAUGUCUAAAGGCAAGUACGAUUCACGUGUUUUGUGCAUAUAUGAUAUGUCCCCAAGUUUGCAUGAUUAUAACGAUUUCAGCUUACCUUGUAUCUGACUUGGUUUACUUGGGAACAAGCAAAUAGUUAAGUGGGGUGGAAUUUGAUAGCGUUGUGUUUGCACAUGUUUGCACCCUUGUUUCUUAACCGUUUUGGCUCAAAUUUGUAGCUCCUUGGCUUAUUUUACGCUAGGUUGUGCUAUUUUGUCACAUUUCAGGUACUAGCCGAUAGAAGAAGGCUUAGGCACAAGUUUCGGGUCGUUUGGAGAUCAUUUGGCAGUUCUAGAGAUAGAAAAUUGUCGUCCCCUGCCUCAAGCGCGACCAUGCUUCACAUGAUAGCCGCUGGUGUUCAUUUUGUCGGGCGUGGUGAUGAUCCAGGUGCAAAAUAGGGGCAUGAUUUCCUAAACCACAACCGUAUUUCACCAACGACUCGACCAUGCUUUUAAUGACGAGGCUGGCUCAGGAAGAAUGUUGAAGGAAAUCAAAGCAUGGGAAGGCGAAGACCCAAGCACCGCAGGUGCUUCUCAAAAUAAUGUCAUUAUUUUACCCAAACGCGACCGUGGAUUUACCUGUCCCAACUUAAGUAAAAUGCGUGAUCUAGUCAAAGCACGACCAGAAGAGGAAGCACGACUGUGCUCUUGCCCGUAUUUUUCCCAGUAUCUAGGUAAAUAGGUAGAUUUGAGCAAAUGGAAGGGGAUUCCACUUUUUGGAGCAUAACAGAUUUUUAGAGAGAGAGAGUAAGAACAAACGCUAGGAUCAUUUUGGAGUGGAUUUCUCAUGAUCGAAGCCCAGAUUGCGUCUCCAGGAGCGAAGAUUGACAUCCUAGAGCAUAUUAUACAUGUCAUUAUGAGUAUGACUGCUGAUAACAUCGGAUUUGCACAUGUUUGCACUGUCGUUUCUUGAUCAUUUUGGCUUGAGUUUCUGCAUUCUUGGACUAUUUUACGCUAGGUUGUCUUCCUUUGUCACAUUUCAGGUCCUAGCAUGUGAAUUGAAGCAUAGGCGCAAGUUUCAAGUCAAUCGGAGAUCAUUUGGCAAUUCGGGAGAAGAAACACGAGCAUGACCUGAGGAAUAAUGGACUUCUACCUCAUAUUAUGGAUAAAUAAUCAUGUAAUUUUGUCAUAAAAAGAAAGAGGCUGAGACUACGAGCAUCUAGGAUCAAACGGCGACUGAUUCGGAGUCCGGACGAGGGAGAAACGAAGCAUUAAACAGAGGAUGAGCAAGCCACACGGGCACACCUAAAAACCCACACGGCCGUGGACCUGGCCAUGUGGCCAUGUUGGAUUUACCGAGCACUCACACGGGCAUCCUGGGGAGCCGCACGGCCGUGUGGCCCCUGCCCGUGUAGCUUGCCUGGUUGCCCAUUAAUCGAAACUCCGCGUUUUGGCACUCACACGGGCAGCUGGGUAAGCCACACGGCCGUGUGGCCUGGCCGUGUGAGUCGGGAAAUUCUGGGUUUUAAGCCAAAUUCGAGCCAAAGGAGAGAGAGCUGGGUUUUGGUUCCCAAAAACCCAAGGGACGAACCCUAGAGAGAGAGAGAGCGACUCUGGGACAUUCUUGGAGCUAUUUUGGAGGAUUUCUUCGCCAUUGGAGCUCGGGAAUCAAGCUUGGAGAUGGAG
Linum trigynum is the source of this 5363-nucleotide messenger RNA. The record is from the annotation of a GenBank genome assembly. NCBI's taxonomy places the organism in Eukaryota, Viridiplantae, Streptophyta, Magnoliopsida, Malpighiales, Linaceae.